This is a messenger RNA of Ctenopharyngodon idella (grass carp), 3670 nucleotides long. RefSeq names its product evC complex member EVC (gene evc). The record is from RefSeq and is a predicted model, not a curated record. Gene Ontology annotation, biological process: smoothened signaling pathway. The coding region runs from base 107 to 2767 and encodes 886 amino acids. The transcript is spliced from 20 exons. Lineage: Eukaryota; Metazoa; Chordata; Actinopteri; Cypriniformes; Xenocyprididae.
GGCCUCAAGCUCUGCCGGUCAAAAGUAACAGUACAGUAAGCAGGCGGUUGUAGAAGUUGUUGCGUUCGUUAAAUCGGGCUUUGCGCCCGUUAACGGUGUGUUUGAAAUGCACUUUAACGCCUCAUCUGACUCGUGCUCGAAACAUGUGCUGAUUGAGCUGUCGGAGCCCCGGGGUGUGAUGCGGGGUCCGGUAACGGGCGCCGCGGUGUCCGGUGUGAGCCUCGCGCUGAUUGCUGCCGCGCUCAUCUACGUGUGUCAACGGAAACGACUGUUCAUCUUUACUGCACCGUGUGGAGGUGUGCGGAGGCGUCUGGAGGAGUGUGAGGAGGAGAGCGACGGCGACAGCGAGAGCUGCGGGCCGCAGACUCAACCGGAUGAAGGAGAUCAGUGGACGCUGAACAGAGACGUGGCUGCGUUUGCACUGAAGGCCAGGGUGGUUUACCCCAUCAGCCAGAGAUACAGGCCGCUAGCAGACGGAGCCUCAAACCCGUCCCUGCAUGAGCCGUCCAAGCGCCCUGCCCCGCCCAGCCAGGACUCCGCCUCCUCGCUAGGUGAUGAUUGGCUGAGCCAAGAGAGGGGCGAUGAUGAAAGCAGUCAGUUCGUCUCCUGCGGCCCCUCGUCUAAAACACACGCCAGUCACGUGUUCAGGAGAGUCCAGCAUUACCCACAAACCGCCUGUCACUCACGAGUCAGUUUGCUGUGUUUGACUCUCGAGGAACUGCAGCGCCAGACGUCACGACUACAGCAGGAGAAACACAGGAUGUUCCUGCAGAUUCUGCGUGUGUUGCUGGACGAGAGAGAACAUGCUGACAUCAUCCAGGAGGCGGAGCUGACGACGAGAGGAGUGUCUGUGGAUGAGGGGGCGGAGUCAGGCACGGUCAGGUGUUCUGUGCAGGAGGCGGAGCUGCUGACGAGAGGUGUGUCUGUGGAUGAGGGGGCGGAGUCAAGCGUGGUCAGGUGUUCCGUGCAGGAGGCAGAGCUGCUGACAAGAGGCAUGUCUGUGGAUGAGGGGGCGGAGUCAGGCGCAGUCAUGUGUUCUGUGGAGGAGGUGGACAAAGCAGGACGGGAGCAGCUGGAGCGAUCACUGCAGAUGGCUGUGAGUUUUGCAAAGCAGUUGGAGCGGCUCGGGCAGAAUCUUCAGCGCAGGUUUUCCAGUGACAUCUCAGAGGAAGUGAUGCGUAGCAUCAUCGGAUGCCUGCAAGCGAUGGAGGACGUUCUCGCUGAGGUUCAGGCGUCUGUUCUGCAGAUGCUAUUGGACAGGAUGGAGUGCUGGCAGGAAGUGUCCGACUGCCUGAGAGAAAGGACCGCCCUCCUGAAACAGGAGGCGGAGCUUAUGGUGAAAGUUACCGGCCAAUCAGUAGAGCAGCUGAGAUCUGAUGGACAGCUGGAGAAACAGAUUCUAAGUGACUUCCAGACUGCAGUUAAUGAAGCGGUGGAUCAGAGCGCUGAUGCGGUCAGACGUCAGACGGAGGCGCUGGCACUCGAGCGCGUUCAAAAGGGCUGUGUGAGGAGGAGGAGGAUGAUGAAGGCUCAGAGCUCCGAGUGGAGUCACGUGUCAGACUCACAGACAGACGCCCGUCUCAUGAUGAAGGCGUUUGCGGAGCUGCAGACGAGACACUGGCAUCAGAGGAGAGACUUCGAGCUGCAGCAGGACGCCAGAAUCACUGACGCUCUGUGUGAACGCUGGACGAGUUUGUUUGGUAAGUGCCGCGAACGCUUGGCUGAUUUGUGCGCAGAGUUUGUCCUAAGCAGCAUUGCUGCAGUCUCCGCCCCCUCUCAAGUCUUCGCCCCCUCUGAAGACCACUGCCAAUCAGUGCUGAAGAGCAUGAAGCUCACCGUGACCAAUCAGAUGCAACGAGAGGAAAGACACGCCCACACACACCUGCGCAGGCUCCGAGAGCAGCUGCAGCGACGCAGACAGGUGUGGCUGGAGGACGAGGCUUUGACUCGCUCGUGUCUGGAUCACUUUGGAGAACAGCAGCGUGCGGUCGUCAAGGCGAUGGUUUCCAGGCAUGCAGACAUGCAGAUGAGCUGUGCUCUAAUAGAGGAGCAGCAGCAUCUUCUGAUCCUGGAGUUUCAGAGAAUUUUAGCAGCUCGAUGUUUUUACCUGCGAUCAGUGAAAGAGAUGAAGCUGACCGUACAGUCCGACACACAGGACUCCUGUGUUGCCGUGGAAACCGUCCCCUCUGAAGAGGCUGUGAUUGGUCAGAAUCUUCUGCACGAGCAGCUGUCAGAGCUGGAGGCGGUGGCUGACAUGCUGCAGGGACACGCCCACUUCCUGCUUGGCCACGCCCUCGCCCGCACCGUGCGCCUGCAGAUCAGCGGUGUGUCUGCUACAGACCGACAGGUGAAGGAGCGGCUGAUCGACGCCGUGUGUGAAAGUGUCCAUGUGACACGGGAUUCAGUUCAGUCUCUGAUCCGUGAAUAUUACCGUGGGAUCCGGAGCACGAGCCUGACGCCACACAGCAGUGCAGCCGAGGAUACAAACACACAGACAGAGAAGACGGACUGCACUAGAGCUCUACAGACACAACUCAACAACUGGACCAGAAAACCCACAUCUACUGAAUUACAUCACAGGGUUGUUGAGCUGAAGAGGACGUGUCUGACCGAGUUUCAGAAAGAUCUUCACUGUCCAAUGAAAACACACAACUACAGACAACUCAGAGAUGAAGAGGAGGCGUUCAUGCGUCGACUGGCGUCUUUAGCACGAGUGUCUCUCAGCAGUCUGAACAAGGAUGAUUUUACAGCAGAAAGCUUGGGCUGAUGACCAUCAGAGACCAUCAGAGACCGUGAUCCUCAUCCUCUUGACUGAUUCGGUCUUCAGCUGAACGUCCAGCAGAAUGAUGCAGAGCACAGCGCUUAAAGUCAAUCAAAAUUACACACUGUUUUAAAGUAAAAGCAAUAGGAAGGAAAAUGGAAAAAUACACAAUGAUUUUUCUUAUUUAACCCAACAUGUCUGCGUGUUUUAUGUAUGUUGCACACUGUUGGUGUUCAUGUCUGGUUUGUCAUGAUUAGGGUUAGGGGGUUAUAUUAUAUUAUAUUAUAUUAUAUUGUAAUAUAAACAACUUCAAUCAUGAUUCAUCAGUUGUUUAACUCACUUGCCCUCUUAUAAACAAAUAAUUUUAAAACUUUAAGACUUUUAAUCAGUUAUUACAUUUGAUUUCUGACAUAUUUUCUGAUGAUACUGGAUAUAGACACCGGGAAUGUUAUAAAUUCAAGACCAGACUUGUUGCUAUUAAGAGAAGCAAAGAUUGCUAAAAAUCCAAAAGAUAUCUUUAUUGUUAAAAAGGAUAAAUGCCUUGUUGCUCAGAUUCAAAAAAAUUAAAUCAGCCUUUUAUGAUGGUUUUUAUAGCUGUGAAUUUAAUAUGGAUCAUUGUGACCCCUUCACAAAAAUGACAAACAUCAGCUGUCCUGAGCUAUUCAUUUAGAGCAGUUUUCAUUUCUGAAACUGAUGUUCUGAUUCCUGAGGAUCUGACCGAAUCAAAGACCUGCGGCUCAUGACUGACGAAAGCCACAGUUUGAUCGUAUUUCACUGUACUUCUGCUUGUAUGGACCCUUGAACUCGGGACAGUAUAAUAAACACGUUCUGUCUGUGUUAAAAGUAAUGCAUUACAAUAUUGUGUUACUUGUUUACUUUUGAUGGAAAGUAAAGAGUUAUGUUACUUUG